Molecule: messenger RNA, 957 nt
Organism: Rotaria sp. Silwood1
Lineage: Eukaryota; Metazoa; Rotifera; Eurotatoria; Philodinida; Philodinidae
Source: the annotation of a GenBank genome assembly
AUGGUUCUUUUAGGAUGGCUUGCGACUGGUAAUAUGAAUGAUGCACGAAGUGACCAUACAGCGUCUGUAUUACGAAAUGGAAAAGUGUUAGUUACUGGUGGUUUUAAUUAUAGUUUAUACUUAAAUAGUGCCGAAUUGUAUGAUCCAUCAACAGGAACUUGGACAAUGACUGGUUAUAUGAAUCAUAGUCGAACAGUGCACACAGAAUCCGUAUUAUUAGAUGGAAAAGUAUUAGUUACUGGUGGAUAUGAUGGUAUUUCUUAUCUUAAUAGUGUUGAGUUAUAUGACCCAUCAACAGAAACUUGGACAACGAUUGAUAGUAUGAAUAAUGCACGAUAUGUACACACAGCAUCCGUAUUACAAAAUGGAAAAGUAUUAAUUACUGGUGGAUAUGAUGGUAGUUUAUAUCUAAAUAGUACUGAGUUUGCACGGUAUGUACACACAGCCUCCAUAUUACCAAAUGGAAAAGUAUUAAUUGCUGGUGGAUAUGAUGGUAGUUUAUAUCUAAAUAGUGCUGAGUUGUAUGAUCCAUCAACAGGACUUUGGACAGUGACUGGUAGUAUGAAUCUUGAACGAUAUUCGCACAAAGCAUCGAUAUUAACAAAUGGAUAUGUGUUAAUUGCUGGUGGAUGGGAUGGAUAUUCUUUUCUGAAUACUUCUGAGUUGUAUGACCCAUCAACAGGAACUUGGACAACGACCGGUAGUAUGAAUAAUGCACGAUAUGUACACACAGCAUCCGUAUUACCAAAUGGAAAAGUAUUAAUUACUGGUGGAUAUGAUGGUAGUUUAUAUCUAAAUAGUUCUGAGUUGUAUGAUCCAUCAACAGGACUUUGGACAGCGACUAGUAGUAUGAAUAGUGCACGAAGUGAACAUACAACAUCGAUAUUAACAAAUGGAGACGUGUUAGCUACUGGUGGAUUUAUCAAUAUUUCUCUAAGUACUUCAGAAUUGUAUUAA